AUGACAGUGAGGCUGUUUGUUUCCAGGCUUUCCAAGAGUGUCCCUGCGAAGGAGGUUGAGGAGUUUCUCGCAAAACUUUUCCCUGAGGCCGUUCAUAUUCAGUUGCUGCAGGGAUCACACAGCGGGACACACAAGGGACACGCCUACGUGCACUUCAGUGACGAGGCGACGGCCGCGGAUGUACUUCGACGGCUGGGGGAGGGCCCAACACCGACAUUUCAUGAGCUGUCGAUCCACGUGAAGCGUGCCAGUCGUCUUGACACGGGGGAAAAUAACCUGUUUAUCCCCCAGCCGUUACCGCCACAGCUCGCACACUACGCAUACUCCGUGUGUGCAACUGUCUCUUCCUCUGUGGUCGACACCCUUGAUGGUGUCGUCGCCCGCUGCGAGCUCUCUGAUGGUGUCACUGCCGUGGCUUUUGCAUCUGAAGCAAAAAUGACUGCUGCGCUGGAGACUUGUCGGGAAAAUGCGGCCAAGUGUUUGCCCCCUCUUUUACCGGAACUCUUAUCCUCACGCAUCAUGAGGAAGCGCAGACGGAGCGAUGAGGAUGGUGGGGAAAAUCAUUGCAGGGAUGAUUUGAAUGAGUCUCGUAACUCUGGUGUUGAUAGUGUAAACGACGGUCCACGCACUCUAGAGGGCGGUGCGGAUGUAGUGGCGGCUUAUGAGCGGCGUGGGUUUGUGCCUCUCGCACCAGCGGUGGCGCUGACGCUCCUGCAGGAUUUCAUGGAAGGGCGUGGUCGUGUUGCUCUGAAGGAUCAAAAGGGUCACAUGGCGGUGAUGACGCUGCCGGCGCAUGCGAUGGCUUUGGAGUGA
Molecule: messenger RNA, 813 nt
Organism: Trypanosoma cruzi
Lineage: Eukaryota; Euglenozoa; Kinetoplastea; Trypanosomatida; Trypanosomatidae
Exons: 1
Coding region: 1-813 (270 amino acids)
Molecular function (GO): RNA binding
Source: RefSeq, a predicted model, not a curated record